Quercus lobata is the source of this 1650-nucleotide messenger RNA. RefSeq names its product G-type lectin S-receptor-like serine/threonine-protein kinase At1g11330. Gene Ontology annotation, molecular function: protein kinase activity; ATP binding. The transcript has 4 exons. Gene Ontology annotation, biological process: recognition of pollen; protein phosphorylation. The record is from RefSeq and is a predicted model, not a curated record. NCBI's taxonomy places the organism in Eukaryota, Viridiplantae, Streptophyta, Magnoliopsida, Fagales, Fagaceae. The coding region runs from base 1 to 1650 and encodes 549 amino acids.
AUGUCAAUUCUUCUAGUUUUGCUAUGUUGCUUUUGUUUAGAUUCUGGCUCUGCCACAGACACCAUUACAUCUUUUCAACCCAUCAGAGACUCUGACUACAUAAUCUCCAAUGGGGGUGCUUUCAAACUGGGAUUCUUCAGCCCUGUAAAUUCUACCAAACGCUACCUCGGAAUAUGGUAUAAUAAAAAGUCUGUUCUACCUGCCCAAUGGGUAGCUAACAGAGAGAAACCCCUCAAGGAUUCUUCUGGGGUUCUUACCAUAUCUGAGGACGGAAAUCUUGUAAUAUUAGAUGGACAAAAGGAGAUUCUUUGGUCAUCAAAUGUUACAAACUCUGUUGCCAAUUCAAGUGCCCAGCUUUUAGAUUCGGGGAACUUAAUCUUGCGAGAAAGCACUACAGGGACAAUCGUAUGGGAGAGUUUCCAACAUCCUUCUGAUACACUCUUGCAAAGGAUGAAAUUUAGUACUAAUGUAAGAACAGGUGAGAAAGUGCAAUUUUCAUCAUGGAGAAACCCUUCUGAUCCAUCCAUUGGAAGCUUCUCCUCUGGUAUUCAACCGCAAACUCCAAGUCUUGUUCAAAUAUUCAUUUGGAAAGAUGGUAGCCCAUUUUGGCGCAUUGGCCCGUGGAACUCCAGGAGCACUAUUGGAAUACCAGAAAUGAAUUCUAUAUAUCGUGACGGAUUUUGUCUCACAGAGGAUCAAGAUGGAACAUAUUAUUUCAGUUGUUCUUAUGUGAGCAAUUCUUUGUUUCAUUAUGUCAUGACUACAGAAGGAGAUAUACUGGCAAGAUAUUGGGAUUUUGAGAAGGACGAUUGGGGGAUCUUGUGGAAUGCUGUGAAGAGUAAGUGUGAUGUUUAUGGUAUGUGUGUGGCAUUUGGAAGCUGUAAUUCACAAAGUUCGCCAAUUUGCAGCUGUUUACCUGGGUCUGAACCAAAGAACACAAAAGAAUGGAGCAGAGGAAAUUGGACUAGUGGAUGUGUGAGGAGGACACCGUCGUCACAGUGUGCGGUGGUGAACAGUAGCAUUGAAGCCAUCAAAAUGGAUGGGUUUUUGAAACUGAAGACGAUGAAGGUGCCAGACUUUGCAGAUUCAUUACCUGUUCAUGAAAAUUUUGGAGAUUUAUCAUCUACUAAUAAUGAAGAUUAUUGCAGACAACAGUGUUUAGAGAAUUGUUCUUGUAUAGCUUAUGCAUAUGGUAGUGGCACUGGUUGUAUGUCAUGGACUAAAAGCUUAAUUGACAUACAGAUAUUUUCUAGCAGCAGAGUUGAUCUUUACAUUCGUGAUGCCUAUUCAGAACUUGAUAAAGUGGGAGAUGUGAAAAAAGUUGUCACAAUCAGCAUGAUCAUAGGAGCAAUUUUCAUUUCCAUCUGCACUUUUUUACUGUGGAGGUGGAUGGCAAAACAAAAAGAUCCACACAAAGAAAAAUUGCUAGAUUGGAGAAAACGGUUCAACAUUAUUGAAGGAAUUGGUCAAGGUCUACUCUACCAUCAUUGGGAUUCCAGAUUAAGGAUUAUUCAUAGGGAUUUAAAGGCGGGUAACAUCUUAUUUGAUAAAGAGCUAAAUCCAAAAAUAUUAGAUUUUGGAAUGGCCAUGAUUUUUAGAAGCUCUAUUUAUGCUUAUGGAUUCUCAGAUUCAUUGAUAUUUCCAGCAUGA